Molecule: messenger RNA, 2182 nt
Organism: Heterocephalus glaber (naked mole-rat)
Lineage: Eukaryota; Metazoa; Chordata; Mammalia; Rodentia; Bathyergidae
Gene: Zbtb32
Product: zinc finger and BTB domain containing 32
Biological process (GO): positive regulation of transcription by RNA polymerase II
Cellular component (GO): nucleus
Molecular function (GO): DNA-binding transcription factor activity, RNA polymerase II-specific; protein binding
Source: RefSeq, a predicted model, not a curated record
AGCAAAGCCAGAAACAACAGAAUGAUGGUGGUUCCUCUGAGGUCUUGCGGAAGUAGCCUUCUCCGCUAUUCCUGUGAAGGAGUUAAGGGUCCAGAAAAGAGGUGGGAAAGGGAGAACUCCGUAACCAAUCAACACUGGCAGUCUGAGCUCUGCAGCCAAUCAGCUUCAGGCCUGAGCCAGAAGCAGGGAAGUGGCCCUGCUCCUUGUUUCUCCCAAGCUGCUCGUGUCCCCAGCAGGUAAGGGUUAGGGUAAGGGCUAGGAAAAAGAAUACAGGCAGCACUGCAGCCAAUCAGCGUCAGCCUCGAGGUGCGAAGGGCGCUGUGCACUCUCCCGUUACCUCGUGCCCUGUCCCCUGGCCUCGCGCCGCUCCCCACUUUCUAACGGUCACUUGGGCUUGGAUAUAAGCGACGCUGAAAAAGGAAGACAAACAGGGUUAAAGCUGGCCUGAGAACAUGCUGUUCCUCCCUCCUCUUUCUGCCAUGGACCCCACACUGUAGCCUUUCUCUCAGUCUCUGAGAUUGGUAUUCAGGCAAGGCAUAAUGCCUUUGCCCCCUACAAGACUGCUUAGCCCCUAUGGCUCUGAUCGGUUGGUGCGGCUUGCAGCCAGCCUCCGGCCAGCACUGUGUGAUACCCUGAUCACUGUAGAGGGCCAGGAGUUCCCUGCUCACAGCCUGGUGCUAGCAGGUGUAAGCCAGCAGCUGGGCUGCAGAGGCCAGUGGGCUCUGGUAGAAGGCAUCAGCCAUUCCACCUUUGCGCAGCUUCUGAGCUUUGUUUAUGGGGAAAGUGUAGACCUGCAGCCUGGAGAGCUGGGGCCCCUAGAGGAGGCAGCCAGGGCCUUAGGGGUGCAGGCUCUGGAAGAGGCCUGCAGAAGGGCUCGAAAGGAUAAGACUGAAGAAAAGCUGGAUCCAGGGCUGAAGAAACAUCAGGAGGAACCAGAGGAACCCAUGAGGGAUUCUGAGAGAGGACUGGGGAGCCUCGGAAAGAAGCAAAACUCAGCUAAGUGUUUUAGACUUGGUGGGAGAGAACAGAAGUUGCACAAGCACAAGCCACCAAGAGAGAGCCCUGAGAUGACAGGGGCAACACAGGAGGUUCAAGGGGAGAUGAGAUCAAAGGAGGAGAAACUCAGCCAAAUUUCUGUUGGCCAUGGGGGAGCAGAUUGGAAACAAGGAGUAGUCCUCAGGGUGACAGAGAGUUCUGAGGAAAGUCUGCGGGCAUUCCCUGGUCCCCAUCCCCUACCAAGUUCCCUCCAAACCAGAAUCAUCCCCAGCCCCCGGUGGGCUGAGGCCCCUUGGCUGGGGGAGGGCCAGCCCUCCCUGUGGAGCAUCCUGCUGUGGCCACCCAGAUAUGGCACUCCCUUCUCCCAUAGCACCCCCAUCACUGGAGCCUGGCAGGAAGUCUGGCCUCAGGACCAGAGGAUCUCACUGACCCUGAACCACCCCAAAGGGCUCUGGAGUCAGAACCAGUUGGUCUCCUCCAGCCCCACCCAAGGUUCCCUACCCCAGGUCCCUUUGCAGCUCAGCCCUGGGGAGAUGGAAGAGUCUGGGCAGGCCACAGGCACAAAGGCAACCUGUGUAGGUCAGAAGAGCACAGCAGGCAGCACAUCUCACCAACACCCUCCUCCGCCCCCUCCUGCUCGGUCUCGGCCCUAUUCUUGCUCUGUCUGUGGAAAGAGGUUUUCACUCAAGCAUCAAAUGGAGACUCACUACCGAGUCCACACAGGAGAGAAACCCUUCUCCUGUAGCCUGUGUCCUCAGCGAUCCCGGGACUUCUCCGCCAUGACCAAGCACCUGAGGACGCACGGGGCCGCUCCCUACCGCUGCCCUCUGUGCAGGGCCGGCUGCCCCAGCCUGUCCUCUAUGCAGUCACACAUGAGUGGCCACUCGCCUAGCCAGCUCCCGCCAGGAUGGACCAUACGCUCCACUUUUCUCUACUCCUCCUCGAGAAAGUCCCCGGCGGUGAGCUCUCUCGGUCCCUCCUCUUCCACCACCUGAGCUUCUCAGGCCUCAGCCAAGAGUCCAGUGAGUGAAAGGCCAGCCAGCUCGGCUUCUGAGCCGGCACUGCUGCUCCAACAGCCUGGCAAAAUUCCAUCGCAGAAGCGCCUGAGCAGAGGCUGAGAGCCCUCUCGCGAAUAGCCGAGGGUAACAGAAGCUUGGGCCAGCCAUCCGGGGUGAGGCCAGGGCAC